CGGAAAGUCGAGUCGUGACACCCCAUAGGCUUAAGGAUCCUGCCAUGCCUGCCAGCCUCAGAUUGGACUUGUAAUGGAUUUCAUCUCCGUUUUGCAUGGACUGCAUGAAAGGUGUUCUUGUGGGAGGUUUGUGCCAAUGCCAACAGUAGAGGAGUCGGUGUGCUGCCGUGAACAGCCCAAAGUGUGCGCCAGGAGAGAAGAGGAGGGAACAGACAUCCACUGCGCAACAGAACAUGCUGGCUUUCAGACCGUUUGUCUGAACGAGCACGUUCUGCGCACCGCACAUUUCCACUACCAGCAAGACUAUGCGGACGUAGAGGGAAUGAAGUGGAAGAGAUACACUGCAUAUAGACAGUUUGUUAGAUGGUGCUAUGAGUACCUGGGAAGACGCGUCAGGGUCCCCUUACCUUCCUGUGUGGUGUCGUCCAUCCGGAGAACUUUUCCCUCUACAGAUUACAGGGGGUUCCAGGACACCAACAGCCCGUGAU
Molecule: messenger RNA, 488 nt
Organism: Engraulis encrasicolus (European anchovy)
Lineage: Eukaryota; Metazoa; Chordata; Actinopteri; Clupeiformes; Engraulidae
Product: P2X purinoceptor 7-like
Exons: 3
Coding region: 74-487 (137 amino acids)
Source: RefSeq, a predicted model, not a curated record